Nothobranchius furzeri (turquoise killifish) is the source of this 3040-nucleotide messenger RNA. Its product is annotated as hydroperoxide isomerase ALOXE3. Gene Ontology annotation, biological process: arachidonate metabolic process; hepoxilin biosynthetic process; lipoxygenase pathway. Gene Ontology annotation, molecular function: iron ion binding; protein binding; oxidoreductase activity, acting on single donors with incorporation of molecular oxygen, incorporation of two atoms of oxygen. The record is from RefSeq and is a predicted model, not a curated record. Lineage: Eukaryota; Metazoa; Chordata; Actinopteri; Cyprinodontiformes; Nothobranchiidae.
UUAGUAUCAAGGCUGUAACAUAAAGAAAGCCAGUUCUUACCACAAACCAUCUUUCAAUCGCAAAUAUUGCAAAAAGGAUUAAUAUAUCCUCAUUGUGAACGUUUAAGACAAAUAGCAACACUUAAAACAACUUCCGAACUGGACAAAACUAAGCUAAUCAUUUUUUGGCAGUGAGUCGAUUUAUGGCACAACACCGGAAACAGAAUAUUUAAGGGGAACACAAUUAUAGCCUACCUCUGGCUUACAGGAAAGAGGUCUGUGUGUAGAUUUAAGGCGGAGCAUUAAAACAGAUAAACAGAUACCUGCAGGUGUUAUGCACCUGGUCACCAGCCCAGAGAGGACAAGCGCAGUUCUGCAGCUCUGUCACCAACACAUCUGACAUGAUGACCUCCUGCCAGGAGUUUGAAGUGACUGUCCACACCUCACCUGGUCCCACCUGUGGAACCUUCAACCACCUGUGGCUCAGGCUGAUUGGUUCCCAGAGCGAGACUCCGCCCAUCUGUGUGACCCAGGGCAGUCAUCUCCUGUCAGGAUCGACCUGUCUGGUCUCCAUCCGGUCUAACGACCCAUUGGGACAGCUGGUCCUGGUUCAACUACGAUUGGAAGCCCACACUGGAUUUCCCAACUUGGACUGGCAUUGCAGCAGAGUGGAGGUCCGUCAUGUGGUGGAUGGUACCGAUGACUCCCAAACUCAGAUGUUUCUGUGUGACAGGUGGCUGAAAACAGCUGAUGGAGACAUCGAACUACGUAGCGGAAAGUUGUGUUUGCUGGCAGAAGAAACUGAAGACAAACUGAAGCAGCAUCGCCUUAAACAGCUGCAACACCAGCAGCAGCUUAUCAGGUGGCGUUCUUUUGUUGAUGGAGCUCCUCAGUGUGCCGACUUCAGCAGUAUGUCGGAACUUGGGCCAAACCUCAGCUACACACACAAAAGUCCACCCAUCGAUGUGCACUACCUGAAGGGCUUUGCAGGCCGAACCCAGGCCUGGACCAGUUUCUCAGAGCUGGAGACGGUUUUUGCUCACAGCGGAAACCAAAACAACAUUGCUAGGUUCGUUAAGGCUAACUGGAAGGAGGACUGGUACUUUGGCUACCAGUGUCUGAAUGGCUGCAAUCCUCUGCUGAUCCAUCAGAUCAGCCUCAUCCCUUCAAACUUGGCUGUCACCUCUGAUAUGCUCCGCCCCUUUCUGCCUGGAGGCUCCUCCCUUAAACAGGAACUGCAAAAAGGAACAAUUUACCUGUUGGACUACGAGAUUUUGGAUGGAAUUCCUGCCAACCUGGUCAACGGAAACCAGACGUACCUAUCAGCUCCUCUGUGCCUACUUCAUCUGAACCAGCAAGGAGAGAUGGUCCCCAUCGCCAUCCAGCUCCUGCAGAACCCUGGCCCUCAUAAUCCGGUCUUCCUGCCCUCUGACUCCAACUGUGAUUGGCUGCUGGCUAAGAUUUGGGUUCACAAUGCAGACUUCCAGUGUCACCAGCUGAUCUCUCAUUACAUGAAAACCCACAUGAUAGCGGAACUGUGCUGUGUGGCCACGCUGAGGCAGCUCCCAGACCAGCACCCACUGCACCAGUUGCUGAUGCCUCACGUAAAGACAUCUCUACAGAUAAACCUUCAGGCCCGAGCCUCUCUGCUGGCUGCUAAAGGAGUGUUUGAUCAGGCAGUGAGUUCUGGUCUGAAGACCAUCCCCGUUCUCCUCUCCCGAGCAGCAGCAAGGACACGCUAUCGGUCGCUAUGUGUCCCUGACGACGUGGCGGACCGUGGUGUGGACAAACUACCUCACAGCUACUAUGCUCAGGACGCAUUGAGAGUCUGGGAUACACUGUACAGGUUUGUGUGCAGUUGGGUCGAGCUGUACUACAGAACAGACAAACACGUCCAGAACGACUGCGAGCUUCAGAAUUGGAUCUGUGACAUCAAUACGCACGGCUUCUCAGGCGACUCAGGUUUCCCUUCGUCUUUUCACACCAAAGCAGAAGUGUCCAAGUUUGUCACCAUGCUUAUCUACUCGUGCUCAGCUCUGCACGCUGCUGUCAACUUCUCCCAGUUGGACUUUGCUCUCUGGAUGCCCAACUGUCCAGGCACCAUGAUGCAACCUCCUCCACAGGUCAAAGGUCAAAUAACAGAGGACGACAUUGUGUCCUUCCUGCCAGAUGCCAAUGCUGCCUGUCGAGUUGUAAUGACACUGACCAUGCUGUCACAGCCAGGCCUCGACUUUAUUCCUCUGUGUGACUACAGGGAGGCCAUCUUUAGGACUGAGGACCACCACGAGCUGGUGCAGAAAGUACGAGCUGAACUCAAGGCCAUUUCUGAUGACAUCACAGAGCGUAACAGCCAAUUGGCGCUCCCGUAUCCAUACCUUUGCCCCUCAGGGAUUGACAACAGUGUAGCCAUUUAAACCAGCGUCCGUCGACACCUCUGUCCUCUAAGCCAGGGGUUCCCAAAACUUUUCAGUCCGUAACCCAUAAAUUAACAGUUUCAAAGUCCCGCGACCCCCUGGAGAUGAGUGAAAUAAUUAAACACACACGUAGAACUUAAUCUUUAAUAAGUGUACUCAAAUAGACAGGUUUAGAACCCUCAACAGGUAAAUAUGGUCCGAAUUCACAUUUGAAAACUGUAAAAGGCGACUCUGAAAACAUUCUUGCUGUUGUGUGCAAACUUUAAUAUGUUACAAUCCUUUGCAGUUUUUGUAAGAACUAGGCAGUCGGUUAGCUUUUUGGUAAUUAUCAGCUUCUGAAGUGACAGCAACUCAGUGCCACAACAAUCUCCACACUUUCUCCCUAAUUUUACUCUCUCCCAUCCCCCUCCCUGCACACGCUCACACAAACACAGCAUUGCCAUGGCAACAAAUGGACAUGCAUCUCUGCCUCCCUUGAGUAAACAUUUCCAGAACAUAUUAAAACAAAACUCCUAAACAGGUUACAAAUGUUUGUAACAAAUGCAACUCUUGAUGAAAUCUUAAAAAAUGGUAACGGAAAAGUGCUUUCAUUUCGAUGUAGCAAAAAUAAAUAAAUAAAAUAAACUCAUGCAAAGUCACAAACGAUG